UUUGUUAUGAACGAGUGAGGGAGAGCAGAACAGGUUUGAACGGCAGACUAAACUGAGCUGUCUGGUAGACUGGAGACAGGAGCAGCUUCUCCUGGAGGAGCUGGCUUUUUAUUCUGAAUCAAACCGAAGAAGGACCGGAGCCGGUCUCAAUGAUACCGGUUUUUUUUACUGUCACGUUGUCAUAUCAGCUCUGUGCAGUGAAAAACGGGGUGCAGGAGAGCUGAAAUCCUGGUGAAAGGAGCUGUUUCUCCUCACGAAGAGACGCCAACAAAGAGCAUUCAAGGAAGUACCUGCUGCCUGGCGACGACGCGUAAGUUAGUUCAGCCAGAGAAUAAAGUGCGGCGUCGGAGAGACCCUCACCAUGGCGCACAGCAGACUCUGUGGUCUGGUGUUGUCUUUAUUCUUCUGUAUUCUGGUCCUGAACGGGGGGAUUUUCCGAGUGAACGGACAGUACGGUGGCGGGGACCGAGGAAUGUCUAUACCGGAGCACGGAUUCUGCCAGCCCAUUUCCAUUCCACUGUGCACGGACAUCGCGUACAACGAGACCAUCAUGCCGAACCUGCUGGGCCACACCAACCAGGAGGACGCGGGGCUGGAGGUGCACCAGUUCUACCCGUUGGUGAAAGUGCAGUGCUCCCCGGAUUUAAAGUUCUUCCUCUGCUCCAUGUAUGCGCCGGUGUGCACGGUGCUCGAGCAGGCGCUGCCUCCGUGCCGCUCUCUAUGCGAGCGCGCACGGCAGGGCUGCGAAGCUCUCAUGAACAAGUUCGGUUUCCAGUGGCCCGACAGCCUGGCCUGCGAGUCCUUCCCAGUGCACGGCGCAGGGGAGCUGUGCGUCGGGCAGAACAUGUCGGACCGCACGGAGCCGGAAGGACCUGGAGCGUACCCCACCGAGCGCACACUGCCGGACCCCAUGAACGGACAGUUCAGGUGCCCGGCCUCGCUCAAGGUGCCCCCCUACCUGAACUACCGCUUCCUCGGGCAGGAGAACUGCGGCGCGCCUUGCGAGCCAAAGAGAUCUCACGGGAUGAUGUACUUCAAUGAGGAGGAGCUCAAAUUUGCCCGGAUAUGGAUCGGGAUUUGGUCAGUGCUGUGUUGUGCUUCCACUUUGUUCACAGUACUGACCUACCUGGUGGACAUGAAGCGCUUUAGCUACCCAGAGCGGCCCAUCGUCUUCCUUUCGGGCUGCUACACCAUGGUGUCCAUCGCCUACAUCACUGGGUUUUUACUGGAGGACAAGGUGGUCUGCAAUGACAGAUUUGACAAUGACAUCAGGACUGUGGUGCAGGGCACGAAGAAGGAGGGCUGUACCAUCCUCUUCAUGAUGCUCUACUUCUUCAGCAUGGCCAGCUCCAUCUGGUGGGUGAUCCUGGCUCUCACCUGGUUCCUGGCAGCAGGGAUGAAAUGGGGCCACGAAGCCAUCGAGGCUAACUCUCAGUACUUCCACCUAGCAGCCUGGGCCGUGCCCGCCAUCAAGACCAUCACCAUCCUGGCGGUGGGUCAGGUGGAUGGAGACGUGCUGAGCGGGGUCUGCUUCGUUGGCAUCAACAGCGUGGAUGCUCUUCGAGGCUUUGUCCUGGCCCCGCUGUUUGUUUACCUCUUCAUCGGGACCUCCUUCCUGUUAGCAGGUUUCGUGUCCCUGUUCCGCAUCCGAACCAUCAUGAAGCACGACGGCACAAAGACAGAGAAGCUGGAGAAGCUCAUGGUGCGGAUAGGGAUCUUCAGCGUCCUGUACACUGUGCCAGCCACCAUCGUCAUCGCCUGCUACUUCUACGAGCAGGCCUUCAGAGAGCAGUGGGAGCGGACGUGGAUCAGCCAGACCUGCAAGACGUACGCCGUGCCGUGUCCCAUCCAGAACCACCCGAACAUGAGUCCCGACUUCACCGUCUUCAUGAUAAAGUAUCUCAUGACGCUCAUUGUGGGCAUCACCUCUGGCUUCUGGAUCUGGUCUGGGAAGACCCUGAACUCCUGGAGGAGGUUUUACACGAGACUGGCCAACAGUAAACAGGGGGAGACCACAGUGUAAUGUGGCCCUCACACAGACUGCAUAGUGACAAACUGAAUGAUAAUCCUCUUUUGUUAUUUUCCUUUUCUGAUUUUUCUCGGACUUCAGGAGACACUUGGUCUGUUUUUUAAUGUACAUAUACAUUUGUGAGAUUUUUGUAAGUAUAUAUUUGUAUUUAAAGAUUUAAAAAUACGUCUUUUUAAAAAAAACAACAACUCUUUUUUCAUAUUUGGACAUAAUGGAAUUGUACUUAAUGAACACAAGGAGCCAGCUGACCGUCAAGGAUCCUUAGGUCUCAUGACCUGACUUACUGUGGACACCACUGGGAGUAUUUCUCAUGGAGCGUUGGUGUCUUUGAUCAGUGAGCCGCCUGUGAGCUCUGGGUCUAUUCUAAGCAGAGUCCCGUGAAACCCAAGUGCUUCCUCGUGGCUCCCUCUUAUCCUGAUUAACCAGCUGUACUUUGUGUCUGUUAUACAGUCGAGCAGCAGUUGCCCGGGUCUGAAGGGAAAUGUCAGCAGUGUGGGACAAGAAGCGGUGCACAGGUUGUGAAUGUGAGUCAUUGUGACAGAUGGUUGUGGCCUGUAGCUCGGGCCUAACAGUUAAAACAUUCCUUUCCAAAUAAAGCACACAGAAUCAUGCCAGCAUAACGCACCGUGCAAAUGUUUUUGCAUGUUUUAGCCCUGAAAGUAUUUUAUGGUGAUUUUUUCCAAACAUCUGAAAACAGAUUUUAUUUUUAACCAGAAUUAAAAAUCUACCUGCAGAGACCUUCAAACAGCUCUUACUCUGACCAUCAUGGCUGUGCUGAAUUAAUCAUACAAUAUAAUGUUAAUGCAUAUGACACAAUCUUACAUUUUUCACCCCUAAAAUAUCUAACGUAAGAAUCUGGUGACGUGAUUUAGAUCACCAGUCGUCACUGUGAUUUGAUGAAUUGAAAUCAAGGCGAUGCAUUCCAAGUUUUCAUUAAAAGAUUCAGAAUCUCUUGCUGCAAAAAACACACCACCUAUUGCAUAAAGUCAGAGCUAAGUCUCUUUUUAGUAUAGUGGGUGUGACUGAGUCUGUUACAUCCAACAGUGCUUUUUUAUACUGUCAAAGUAAACACGACAUGUUUAUCUCUUUUUACAAAUUCCAAAUCAUUUAAAAAAAAUUAAGUUUUUAAAAACAGUUUCACAAUAUCCAGUUCAUUUUAUAUCUUUCGUACACUCCUAGUAUUCAAAUUAAUUUCCUUUAACAUAUAACAAAAAAUUUAAAAUGUUUGAAAGAAAACAGAAUAUCAAACACUGAAGUUUGGUGUUGAGAAAUGAAGUCACAGGAAUUCUGAGGGUGUAAAACAUGCAAAAACUCUGGUGUGUUUCUUUUCGACUGUGAGUUCAAACAUCAUUCAGACGGGCUUUCUGUGAUUUUAGUGAACUUUACAUUUCAAGAACUGAAUGGAGGAGACCUCAGAGUGUUUGAAACAUUCAUGUGUGUACAGUGCUGUGUGUGAUUGGACGUUCCUUUGAGCCUUCAAUGUUUGUUUUGCUCCCCUGAUUUUUUUUAAAUUGAUCCAAAGUGAGAAGAAUUUAUUCAAAUGCAUGAAGUGUCAGCAGAGCAAAGACAAAUAACUGAGAACCUUUAAAUAACUUUUUUGAUUGAUUAGUUAUUUCAGCAAAUAAUGGAGCAAGACAAAGGCCAGGCAUUUCUAUGAUUCUACUUUAAAUGUGAGGAUUUUAUCUUGCAUAAAAGUAAACAUCUUCAGGUGUUUUGAUGGUUGGUCAGAUAAAACAAAUUAUUUCACACCUGACUCAGGCUUUGGAAAAAAAAUUACAAUAUUUUUUUUUUUCAGAUGAUUUUUUUUUUUAAGCUAAUGAAUUAAUAAUGACAAUACUCGUUAACCUACAUCAGACGUUAAUCGUGCUAAAGAGGAAAAAACUGCUCAGUCCUCCACGUUUUCUGCGUCUCUGGAGAUCUUGUGUUCAGGUUGUAGCUGCCGGUUGAAACAGGAUUCAGAGCUGGAAUCAUUUUGACUUUUACUGCCAGUAAAAAAACAAGAAGUGAGCUCAGGAAAAUGUGAGAAAUUCUGGGUGUAGCGCGGAUUCAGCAUUUUGUUGAAUUGACAAGGUAAUUCAGGUUUCAUAAGAAAAAUGAAUCAUGAUAACUCCCUUUAUUUUAUCUGAGAGUGCAUCAUCAGGCAAUGUUUGAAGAACUGAGUUUAAAUGUUGUAUUUUAUUAACAUAAAAUCAUCUGGCACAAACAAGACACAGGUUUGCAUGCUUCCUUUAAACAUCAUGCUUUACUCUUACUGUGAAUUCAAAGUUUCUUGUAGAACAACAUUUUGUUUCAAAGCCAGAAGCCAGAGUAGCUUUCUUAUUUGUGGUGUCCUUAACAAUAACCUCUCUGCAUAUUGUAAUUCAAGAUGUGUGGGAGAAAAGCAGACUUCUGCAUCUCCUCCUGGCUCUGUUUUUUUUUCUUUUUCAGAGCUUGUGACGAGACACUUUGGCCAAUCACGGCUCAAUCCAGAGCGAGCGGGCGUACGUUAUUGGCUGUUUUCUACUGCAGAUGAGCAUGACAGCCUGAUUCUAUGGCGAAUAAGCGCAAUAAAACACCUGACAGCAUCCGCACAGCAUUUCAGAGAUUUGGACUCAAAGCUUGGGCGGGUUAGCCUUUCACAUGAUUGUGUUGUACUCUCUAAACGCGUUGUAGCGAUUGAUUAGGAGCAUGAAGAAGUACACAUGAUAAUCACUGUGUGCGUUCGAGGCUCUUGCUUAUGCCGCCGUGUGCUCGUCUGGUUGGUCAGGCUCACAGAGAGGGGAGAGCUGCAGGAGGAGGGCUGUAUUUUUUUUAAUUCGGAGGUAUCUUUUUAUUUUUUCAGAACACUGCACACCCAGCUGUAAGGGGACUCCAAACUUCAACACAGCACUGUAAUUAUGUUUUUAUUUACAACAUGAGAGUUGUUUGUCUGCUUCAUCAAUGUCUGUAACAAGUCAUACCUCUGAUUGAUGCUCCCCGACAUGCCUCCUUCAUGUGGACGUUGAAUGUGUCAGUUAUUGUGAGGAGGAGACUCGGGUUGAUCUGCAGGGUAAUUCGAUCCCGGUGAACAUAGUUGCGUGUCUGCACUGUGGGACUGAAACGCAGCCAGCAGCUUGCAUGUCUUCCACUGCAGGAGAAAGGAAGCCUUGUGUUGAAAUGCAGAGCGGCUGCUGUCAGUGCAUCGCGGCUCUCUCUCUCUCUCACACACACACACACACACACACAUCCUGACUUGUGUUCUUGUCAACUGCUCCUUCACACGGUGCUUCCGGUUCAUAAUAAUCCGUUUAUUGUGUUGACGGCUCUACAAUAGUCACAGCUUUGAAGUAAUUUCAUUUUUUUUGCAUUUGCUAUGAAGAGAACCUUUAUAUUUAUAGAAAAGAAUCUUAUAUAAACACUACAUUGAUUGCUUUAUGAGAAUAAAAACAAUCUCACCACUGCAACUGUC
Notolabrus celidotus (New Zealand spotty) is the source of this 5456-nucleotide messenger RNA. It is a transcript of the gene fzd1, whose product is annotated as frizzled class receptor 1. Lineage: Eukaryota; Metazoa; Chordata; Actinopteri; Labriformes; Labridae. Gene Ontology annotation, biological process: canonical Wnt signaling pathway; non-canonical Wnt signaling pathway. The transcript has a single exon. Gene Ontology annotation, cellular component: plasma membrane. The coding region runs from base 362 to 2023 and encodes 553 amino acids. The record is from RefSeq and is a predicted model, not a curated record. Gene Ontology annotation, molecular function: Wnt receptor activity; Wnt-protein binding.